AGGGGUGACGGUCGGACGUAAACGUGCGGCACUUGAACGCAGCACCAGGCUUACGCUCGCUCACACGGACACACACGCAGCCAGCAUCGCCUGUACGGUCCAACUAAAGUGUGCCGCUGCUGUGUGAACGAUAUUACACACACACACACACACACAAACCGACAUGGAGGUGAUGUUUCGGGGACAGGAGCGCGUUCAGGGAGCAGACCGGAGGAUGUAACGGCAACCCCGGAGCCGUUGGGACUGCACGAGGCAGAGAGGCUCGUGUGUGAAUACAAAAGGAACCGCCGAGCAGAGACGAUGGUGGAGACGUUGGCGGCAGCAACGGCAGCAGCAGCAGCAGCAGGGGGAGCGGGUUUCUUAUCGACCCCAGCUUCAGCUUUCUGAAACCAACACAAACUUUUUGUUUAUGCAAGAAAAAACCUCCAGCAUGUCGGAUCCGAGUCACUGGUCUGCGGUGCCGAGUCAGAACAAGUCACAUUUUGUUCCGGCAGCGUUGCUGAAGCGUUCAAAAAGCUGUCGCAGCAGCAACAGGAAGAGCCUCGGUGUCGGGACGCCAUCACCCACGCUGUCCCGGCCACUCUCUCCGCUCUCGCUCCACACUGCCGCGAGCAGCCCACUAGACAGCCCGCGAAAUGUGUCGACCAGUGCCUGCCUCAACUUUCCAUUCGCACGAAGUCACCUGGCCCGUGCCGACAGGGCUGAGGGCCGGCGGUGGUCCCUAGCAUCCCUCCCCUCGUCUGGCUAUGGAACCAACCCGCCGAGCUCCACUGUCUCAUCCUCCUCGUCCUCCCAGGAACGUCUUCACCAGCUUCCCUACCAGCCGACACAAGAUGAGCUGCACUUCCUCUUCAAACACUUCCGCAGCACAGACAGCAUGGCUGAUGAGGAUGGGCGGCCCUCGACGCUCAUACGACCUCGUUCUCGAAGCCUCAGCCCGGGGAGAUCGAGUGUCUCCUUCGAUAAUGAGAUUGUCAUGAUGAACCAUGUUUACAGAGAACGUUUUCCAAAGGCCACAGCCCAGAUGGAGGAGCGCUUGUUUGAGAUUAUCACCCACUGCUCUCCAGACAGCUCCCUCCCGUUGGCUGAUGGGGUGCUGGGUUUCAUCCAGCACCAGUUAGUCGAGCUGGUAAGAGACUGUCUGGACAAGUCCCAGAAAGGCCUGGUUACUACUCGCUACUUCGCCGAGCUGCAGGAGAAGCUGGAGAAGCUCCUUCACGAGGCCUACGAGCGCUCUGAAAGUGAGGAGGUAACUGUCAUCAUCCAGCUGGUGAGGAAGAUCCUCAUCAUAAUCUCUCGGCCCGCUCGCCUCCUGGAGUGUCUGGAAUUUGACCCGGAAGAGUUUUAUCACUUGCUUGAAGCAGCAGAGGGCCAUGCCAAAGUCGGCCAGGGAAUCAAGACGGACAUCCCACGGUACAUCAUCAGCCAGCUGGGUCUGACGCGGGACCCAUUAGAAGACAUGGUACAGCUUGACCAGUAUGACACCAGUCCUUCAGUGUCAGUGGAACAAGAUGCUAAUGUAGAGAAUAAAGCCCCACAGAUGCUGACACCAACUCGAAGGAAACCUCUUGAGAGCGACUUUGAAACGAUCAAACUUAUCAGCAAUGGAGCUUACGGGGCCGUGUAUCUGGUCCGCCACAAAGAAACCCGCCAACGGUUUGCCAUGAAAAAGAUAAAUCGUCAGAACCUGGUCCUGAGGAAUCAGAUCCAGCAGGCUUUUGUGGAGCGAGACAUCCUAACGUUUGCUGAAAACCCCUUUGUUGUCUCUAUGUUCUGCUCGUUUGAGACGCGACGACAUCUCUGCAUGGUCAUGGAGUAUGUAGAAGGUGGAGAUUGUGCCAACCUUCUGAAGAACAUGGGCCCACUACCUGUAGAAAUGACAAGGAUGUACUUUGCUGAAACAGUCUUGGCCCUGGAGUACCUUCACAACUAUGGUAUCGUGCAUCGGGAUCUCAAACCUGACAACUUGUUGAUUACAUCCAUGGGUCACAUCAAGCUAACGGACUUCGGCCUGUCUAAAAUUGGCCUGAUGAACAUGACCACCAACCUGUACGAGGGUCACGUGGAGAAAGACACAAGAGAGUUUGUUGACAAACAGGUGUGUGGCACUCCAGAGUACAUUGCCCCCGAGGUGAUCCUUAGACAGGGCUAUGGGAAGCCAGUGGACUGGUGGGCGAUGGGGAUCAUACUUUACGAGUUCCUGGUCGGCUGUGUUCCUUUCUUUGGAGACACACCUGAACAGCUUUUUGGACAAGUUGUCAGUGAUGAAAUCAUUUGGCCAGAAGGAGACGAUGCCCUACCUGCUGACGCCCAGGACCUGAUCACCCGCUUACUGCGACAGAGUCCUAUAGACCGAAUAGGAACCGGCGGAGCCUCGGAGGUCAAACAGCACUCCUUCUUCCUGGGUUUUGACUGGAAUGGACUCCUGAGGCAGAAAGCUGAAUUCAUCCCUCAGCUGGAGGCAGAGGACGACACCAGCUACUUUGACACUCGUUCAGAGCGUUACCAUCAUUUGGCUUCUGACGAGGAUGAGGAAACCAAUGACGAAGAGUCUUCCUUGGAAAUCAGACAGUUUGCUUCCUGGUCACAUCGCUUCAGCAAGGUCUACAGCAGCACAGAACAUCUGGCGACGCCGUCCAACCUGAGCUUCUCCUCUGACCGCAGCCACAGCGAGGAAAAGGAGGACCGUGUGGACACAGGAGGACUCAGUCCGUCCCCGAGCCCAGCAGAGGGCAGCGUGGAGCACAGACAUGCUGGGCGCAUGGCCAGCCUUCGUCCUCGGGCCUCUUCCAGCUCCUCCCAGUCUGAGAGGAGCACCAGUCCUCUGGUGAUGAGCAGCACCCACAGUCUGGAGACAAUGCCCCGCUUUGCCCUCUCCACUGAUGAUGAAGCUGAGGUGGUCGUGUCAAACCUUCGGAGGAUCAGGAUUCGCAGCAACAGCACAGGGGCCAAACACUCCUCCCCCAAAGAUCCAACCGGCCCUCGGCGCUUCGGUAACCAGUUGGAGACGCCAGACAGACAGAGGCUUCCUUGCGGAGGGAAGGUUCCCAAGUCAGCCUCCGUCUCAGCCCUGUCUCUCAUCAUUACUACAGAUGACUCGCCCAGCGGCCUCCAGACUAGUCCCAUCUCCCCACGCUCCCUGUCCUCCAACCCUUCGUCCCGUGAUUCCUCCCCCAACCGUGACCUGUCGAUCAGCCCCGCCAGCCUGAGGCCUCCCAUUGUCAUCCACACAUCAGGGAAGAAAUACGGCUUCACCCUGCAGGCCAUUCGGGUCUACAUGGGUGACAGCGAUGUCUACACGGUGCAUCACAUGGUGUCGAGUGUGGAGGAGGGCGGCCCGGCUCACCAGGCCGGUCUCUGCACUGGAGACCUCAUUACCCAUGUGAACGGAGAGUCUGUCCAAGGCCUGGUCCACCCUGAGAUGAUAGAACUGCUACUGAAGAGCGGCAGCAAGGUGGCGCUGCAGACUAUAGCACUUGAGAACACGUCAAUCAAAGUGGGUCCAGCUCGAAAGACCAAACACAAAGGCAAGAUGGCUCGUCGCAGCAAGAAGAGCAAGAGGAGAGAUAAUUAUGACAGGCGACGUAGCAUCUUAAAGAAGCUGUCCAAGCAGAGCACGGUGAUGCACACCAGUCGCAGCUUCUCCUCAGGUCUGCACCACUCAGUUUCGUCCAGUGAGAGUCUUCCAGGCUCCCCGACACACAGCCUCUCACCCGGACCCUCCACACCCUGCCGGAGCCCCGCACCGGACCAUCAGACCUUUGACAAUAACUCUCCUCAGAGCACAUCUCCUUGCUCCAGCUCUCCCAGUUCCCCCGCUGCACACAUCCGGCCCAGCUCUCUCCACGGCCUGGGCUCCAAACUUAGCACGCAGCGCUACACCAAGGUGGGCCGCCGGAAGUCAACCAGCAACAUCCCCCCCUCACCCCUGGCCUGUAACUCAUCCUCCACCCAGCCUCUUUCCCCACAGCGCUCUCCCUCUCCGCUCUCAGGCUUUGCCAAAACCCUUCACACGUACCACGGCAAAACCCUGUCCCCACCCACCAUCGUUAGACAUGUUGUCCGGCCCAGGAGUGCCGAACCACCCCGAUCCCCUCUUCUGAAGCGGGUACAGUCAGCUGAGAAGCUGUCUGGUGUAUAUCAUGCUGAUAAGAAGUCGUACGCCCCCCGCAGACACACACUGGAAGUGCCAUUUUACUGUGAGGGAGACCUGCUGGGUGACUCAGAGGCAGAGGGUGCCUGCGGAGGCCCCUAUAUUGGGGCCGAUCACAGCAGGCUUGGGGGUUACAUCUGCAGCCAGAGGAUGAGGGACUCUGGGAUUGAACGAUCUGAGCAACUUGUUGUGAUGCGAAAGCUCAACCUAUCAGAGCGACGGGACUCCUUUAAGAAGCAGGAGGCAGUGCAGGAGGUGAGCUUUGACGAGCCGGAGGAGAAAACCAACACCACAGUUACAGUGACAACCACAGCUCCAGGUGCCCAAACCCAACAUCCGCAGCAUCAGCACAGAAUGUCCUGGAUGCUCACUCGACCCCAAACCAGUGAGGAGGUGGAGCUGGAAGUGCCAGUCGUGAGGAGGUUCACACUGGUGCCACAGAUCGCAGUGCAAGGCUCAACGGAGAGCGAGCAGGACGAGUGGGAGCCGUGUUCAGAUGGAGAGGAAUCCAACGAGAAACCAGAGCUGGAGGUGACCAUCACUUCAUCUCAGCCACAGCAGGCCGGGCGUCCUCUCGCUGAGUGCAGUCAGGCAGCAGAAACCACCUCCACUGCUCCUCAGGUCAGACCAUCGACAGAGUGCAGAGAAGAAGCUCCACAAAAAGGGCAUCAAAGAAAGUGACAGCUCACUACUGCACUCAUUUCAACUACUCAUAUCGUUUCUUUCAAAAGUUGUCAACUCAUUGACAACUUGUCUGGCUGAGAGUGAGUGGGAGAAGAUUUUACUUGAAUUUUGUAAUUGUAAAUAUUUGCCUCAAGCCAUUGCAGACAUUCUGGUCUUAUUUAUUACAUUUGUAAACUACGAUGAGUUAGUAACAGUGAAAGAGGCAAGUUGUCAUUGGUUGAAUAGCCAAGGCUCAACAUUUUUGUAUCCAUUCAUUGUGGUUUUAUGUCUUUUGACUGGAUGUUUUUCUUUUUUAAAUAAAUGUCUAUUUUUUAAAUAGAUAGUUUGGGUACAGAGUAGUUUGAUAAUGCUGGGCAUAAUUGUUAAAAGGACCAAAAGGUCAAGAAGUCAUUUUAGUGCAGCGUCCAACAGUCUAAUAUGCUAUUACCUUGAUCUCCAGAAACCUGAGAGUGAGCUUUGUUUCACACUGUGAGCAACAUGGUUGAUUUGUCAUUUUCUAAGCAAUUGUCAGACAGACUUUUUAGUUGUUUGUACAUUAUACAACUACAAAACUUAUGUUUUUGCUUAUUUGCUUUGGCCUUUAAUAGCACUACAUCCCAGAAGAUACAUCCCCUGGAAUUUUUCCAUUUUGCAACACUAUGCUUCAUGACAAUCACAUUGGUAGGGAAAUAAAGAUGCACUGAAUUAUAACACACAACACAAAAGAUACAUAAAAAGAUUAGUGGUGUGGCCCAUGUUUCUCUUCGUCACAUUCGUAAGAAAUAAAAAGUACUUUCACUGACGUGUUGAUUAUGUUGCUUCCAGUGUGAAUUCACAGCCACAACAUUGUUCUUCUUAAAUGUGGAACCAGUCGGUGCAGGGUAAUCUCUCGCACUGACACUGUCCAAUUAUGACUACUGAGUACGAUCUGUUAUGAAGCUAAUAUGAAAAGGUAUUACGUGCCAUGAUAACAGUGCAGUGUCCUCUAAGCCAUAUCUUGACAGAUUAAAUCAUUUGUCUUGUUUCUAAUGUCAGCUCAACAUGAAGAAGUCUCUUAAGUGUUUUUUUUCCCUCGUUAUCUUGACAACUUGAGGAUGAAUGUCUGGAUGUUGCAGAAUAUUACACACUCUGCUUACAUAAAAACUUUGUGUGAUAAUAGCAUAGAGGUAUGUAGUAAUGAUUUUUUUUCUUUUUGCUGCUCACAUCUGUAAGCAUUGGUUCAGCAUGUCUCGCUGUUAUAACCUGUUCUACUCAUAAGCAUGCAAUUUGCAGGAAAAGAACACUGAGCAGUGAAAUGGAAGUCUGCGUCUUCUUCAGAGCCUGGAGGGAAUAUCUUCUUGUUUAAAACAUUUUGGUAUUUAUGUUUUGGUCUUUCCUUGCUUAUACUAACAAGACAUUUUGUACCUGGAAAUGUGUUGGAUCCUCAUGUAUUUUUGAAGCAUUUCCUGAACAGUAGCUUUUUUUUUUUUUCUACAUGAGCAUGUAAGAGACACCAUGCCUACAAGACCUGUUCCUACUUAAUUUUCUGUGUAGUGAUGUUUACAUGGAGGGGAAAAGUGCACUAAUGUAUUUUGACAUGGAUUUUGUAAGUGAAUGUUCAAGGUAAACUUGGAAAAUGGCAGAGGGGAAUCCUUACAUUGAAUCCAAACCCAGGGCUUCUUUGAACAAAUGUUUUCGUUGUUUUUUUUGUCUUUGUAUUAUACAAAUAUUGAUGUAUAUUUUGAUAAUUCCAAAUGUGUUGAAGGAUAUGCACAAUGACAAUUUAAGGUACAGAGAUUUUGGGAAGUCUGGCUUUGAGGGAUGUUUUUACAAAAAUCUUUGUUGGGAUUCAGAACAGUUUCACAUCCAGUACAGACUGAAUGUUCUUCACAGUUUUCCACUACAGAGACAGAGUUUUGAAGUUUAUUGUCUUGUCAGUGGCUGUUUGCUGGCUUUUGUACCAACUUUCUCUGAGUCCUCUGUUUCUAAAAUGGAAAAUGUUGAUGUGUUAUCUAAGUCCUUCUUCCUCCUCAAAAAGAGUCCUUAAAUCUCACGAUGAGGAUGCUGUUGUCGUGUCAGCGCAAAGAGAUUGUAUCGCUGAACGGCUCAGUCAUUUUUUUGCAGUGUGACAGAAUUGUUUACAAUGAACAAACAUGCGAUGUACUGUACAGACGUUUUAUAUCCUGUGGCUGUAUAUGAUGAAACUAUCCUCUUUGAUACCAUGAAAGAAUACACCGAUAGACGUAACAUAUUUGUAUUUGUUUUGUUCUUUUGGAACUGUUCAUAAAAAGUAAUUUAGCACCAAGCUGAGAGGUAUUCAGUGUUUAACAUACACUUAAGUAACUUGUUUUGUCAUCAGCUUUUUACCAGUUUUAUAAUAGCAGCAAGUCAGACAAACUGGCAACUAAACAGUAAGUAAUUAAUAACUAAUUACUAAACUGUGCUGUAAGAAGGCUUCACAGUUCACCAACACACAAAAUAUCCAAGUCUUACUUUAAAGCAAACAGUGAAAACUUGAGCCACUGUGGAUCAGCAAAGACGAGGAUCUCACCUGGUGUUAAACUAGUACUCCUUAAAGAACAAACCGACAGGUCAAACUGUUGUACAUGUGCAUGUGUUCUCCUGUGGACUCUUCUGUUCGGUGCAUGCUGCAUGAGACAAGCACACAUCUGUAAUACUUGAUCGCAUGGUAUACCGGCGUUGUCGCCCCUGUACUGUGUUUUCUUGUGCAACAAAUAAAAAUUGUAUUUCUCUUGGA
Molecule: messenger RNA, 7553 nt
Organism: Larimichthys crocea (large yellow croaker)
Lineage: Eukaryota; Metazoa; Chordata; Actinopteri; Sciaenidae
Gene: mast3b
Product: microtubule associated serine/threonine kinase 3b
Exons: 27
Coding region: 410-4834 (1474 amino acids)
Biological process (GO): peptidyl-serine phosphorylation; intracellular signal transduction
Molecular function (GO): protein serine/threonine kinase activity; magnesium ion binding; protein binding
Source: RefSeq, a predicted model, not a curated record